AGAAUCAAAUAACAAUAAUAUAAAUAAUAAUAACAAUAAUAAUAAUAUAAACUACAAGAAAACGCCAUUAUUACCAGAACAAAAAGCAAAUGAAGACACAAUAAUUAAAAAUACAUCUUCAAUGGAACAUCAGACUCAAAUUCAUAAUAAAAAUGAAUCAUAUUUUAAAAAAUUAUUUAAUUUUAAAACUGAAUUAAUUUGGUUAAAUAUCGUCAGUAUUAUUGGAUUUCAUUUUUUUGCUGUGUAUACACUAUAUCUUUAUGAUUGGUUAAACUUUCCAAAUUCAGUGUACACGGUCUUGUGGGCUGUUGUUACUGGUGGUAUAGCUGGAUUUGGUGUAACAGCUGGAGCUCAUCGAUUGUGGUCACAUAGAUCGUACAAAGCAAAACUACCCUUAAGAAUAAUAUUAAUGCUGUGUUAUGCUAUGGCAGGCCAGAAUCGGUUAUACGAUUGGGUACGUGAUCAUCGCGUUCAUCAUAAGUUUAGUGAAACUGAUGCCGAUCCUCAUAAUGCAAAUCGUGGAUUCUUUUUUGCACAUGUUGGAUGGUUAAUGAUGCGAAAACAUCCGGAUGUAUUGCAGAAAGGAAGACUCAUUGAUAUGUCUGAUAUUUUGGAAGAUCCCGUUGUGCAGUUUUUUGAAAGAUAUUUUUAUUUUAUCAAAUUCACUAUGUGCUUCAUAAUACCAAGUGCAAUACCAAUGUAUUUUUGGAAUGAAACAUGGUUUUAUGCAAUUUGUUCACAAUCUGUUAUUCGCUAUGUAUCAUCAUUAAAUUUUACAUGGCUUGUUAACAGUGCUGCACAUAUUUGGGGUAAUAAACCAUAUGACAGACGUAUUGGCCCAGUCGAAAAUAUGAGCGUUGCUCUUGUUGCAAUGGGUGAAGGUUGGCAUAAUUAUCAUCAUGUAUUUCCAUGGGAUUAUAAAGCAGCUGAAUUGGGUAAUUAUCGUGUAAAUAUCACUACAUUUUGGUUGGAUUUAUUUGCAAAGAUUGGUUGGGCUUAUGAUUUAAAAGCUCCAUCCAAGGAAUUAAUUCAAAAAGUUAUUGAAAAAUCUGGUGAUGGUACACAUUCCGUUUUUGGUGAAAAAGAAAUUUCUGAAAAUGAAGACAAAUGGAGAAAACAAAAGCAAAAUUAG
Molecule: messenger RNA, 1132 nt
Organism: Chrysoperla carnea
Lineage: Eukaryota; Metazoa; Arthropoda; Insecta; Neuroptera; Chrysopidae
Product: acyl-CoA Delta-9 desaturase-like
Exons: 5
Coding region: 122-1132 (336 amino acids)
Biological process (GO): unsaturated fatty acid biosynthetic process
Cellular component (GO): endoplasmic reticulum membrane
Molecular function (GO): iron ion binding; stearoyl-CoA 9-desaturase activity
Source: RefSeq, a predicted model, not a curated record